This is a messenger RNA of Macadamia integrifolia, 1238 nucleotides long. RefSeq lists its product as uncharacterized. The transcript has 2 exons. Lineage: Eukaryota; Viridiplantae; Streptophyta; Magnoliopsida; Proteales; Proteaceae. Bases 1 to 855 code for a protein of 284 amino acids. The record is from RefSeq and is a predicted model, not a curated record.
AUGGUGUCUCUCUCCAAUGGCGUAUACGGAAUUCCCGAACAAGAACUCUUGGAGAUGGUGACUGCUCUGAGAUCGAGAGGGUACAAGCUCUUCUGCAACGCCUUAAUGACAUCGGAUAUCCACGACGAGAUCCUCUCGGGAAGCUCCUUCACAUUCUUUGCUCCCACCGACUCUGCUCUCUUUGCUCUGGACAUGGCCACCACCGCCACCUAUUACGUUCAGACUCUCCGUUUCCACGUCGUUCCCGGCCGUUUCUCAAUGUUGUUUCUUCGUUCUCUCCCUUCCAUUUCUUCUUUCUCCACACUUCUCCCUCACAAACACAUCUUCAUCUCCCACGAACGAAUGCCGAAUUCUAACCUAAUCGCAGUAAACAACGUCGAGAUUGUCUUUCCUGGUCUCUUCUACAGCCGUGAUAUCGCCGUCCACGGCUUAAGCAGUAUACUCAUACUCCGUCACAAUGGAUCUGCCCAUGCUCAGCCUCAGUCGACGGCGAAAUCCGCUGCUAACGAUACAAAUACUCUCUCGCCGAGCAUGAACGUUGCGGAUCUGGACAGAAUUUCACCAAUUGCAAAUUCGCCGGACGAUAGACUUCCGGUGGACUAUUCAUCGUACGAGGAGUCACCAGAUACUCAUCCCUAUUGGAAUUUAUAUUCGGCGCCAGCACCGGAACAGAGUAAGUCGGAAUUUGGUGAAACUCCGGUGGAAAUUUGCGGUGGACAUGAGAAGGUACUGAAGACUGAUAAUGGAAUUCACGGCGAAGCCACUGCUGCAACGGAGGAGAUUUUAGAAGAAACUCAGUGGCCGUUGGAUGGGAAGACAGAGUACCCUGCGAUGACCAGUGACAAGGGUUUGUGACACAUGAGCAUCCCACGAGUCCAUCUCUGAAUUGCCAUGUCAGCACAUCAGGCCUUCAUGCAUUCCUCCCCUUUGUUUUUUUUCUUCCUUUUCGUUACCCUGCGAUGACCAGUGACAAGGGUUUGUGACACAUGAGCAUCCCACGAGUCCAUCUCUGAAUUGCCAUGUCAGCACAUCAGGCCUUCAUGCAUUCCUCCCCUUUUUUUUUUCCUUUUCCUUCAGAGGUACUUCUGCUACUGGAUGCCUCUUCAUUGUUUUAAAAGUCAGUUAUAACUGUGAACAUGAUCAUUAGAAAGGUGGCUGCUUCCAAUGUAGGUGGUUGUGCUUGGAUAUCUUUGUGCCUUUUUAGGCAUUCAAAAGGAAUUAACAUGGGUUGAUGUGAA